GUGUCAGAAAGAUGCAGCCAGAGUUGUGUCCCUUGCUCAUGAUAUCAACAAGAACCUCACUAACAAGGUGGAGCCAGUGGAUGAGGACCUGGUGCGAAUGUUGUCAUUCACAGCCCGCGGAUGCUUUGCUCCUCUGUGUGCAGCUAUCGGGGGAUUUGUGGCUCAGGAGGGGCUCAAGGCACUCACGGGAAAGUUCACUCCCCUCAAUCAGUGGCUAUAUUUAGAUGCUGUUGAUGUUGUCAAUAAGACAGACGCCAUCAACCCAGCCCAGUUCCAGCCAAGAGGUGAUCGGUAUGAUGCUCUGAGAAUCUGUAUAGGGGAGAGCAAAUGCUGUCAGCUAGCCAACAUGAGAUUGUUUAUGGUAAGCUU
Molecule: messenger RNA, 369 nt
Organism: Mizuhopecten yessoensis (Yesso scallop)
Lineage: Eukaryota; Metazoa; Mollusca; Bivalvia; Pectinida; Pectinidae
Product: ubiquitin-like modifier-activating enzyme 6
Exons: 4
Molecular function (GO): ubiquitin-like modifier activating enzyme activity
Source: RefSeq, a predicted model, not a curated record